AUGUUCGCUACUUUUGUGACUAUAAAAACCCCUCCAGGGGAAUCAAUAGAAGUGAUUGCCAUUACUGCGUUGCUGCAUUCAGCUGCAACUAUUGUAGUCUUUGCGGCCCUCUCUGCGAUUGUUAUCCAGAUCCUUUGCACAUCAACGUAUACAGACUCUGGCAUUCUAACGUUAAAGUUCAAUUUUACAGACGCACUUACCGAUGCGCUUCCAUCCCCAACGCAUGCACUCCGAGACCGCGACCUGCUCGAAGAUCUUCAGGAUGGAGUGAGGAGCGGUCUAAAUGCGGCCGCAACUAGGGUCGCAGAUGCAGCUGGUCGGGCGGAAAGCGCAAUAAGCUCUGCAGCAGCUACUGUCCAGAGUAUUGAAGACAUUGUUCCGAAAAAUUGCUCGCUUGGCAUAAGGCGCUUCUGUAUCGGCUUUGAGCAAGAUAUAAACUGCUCUGACUUACCGCUUAAUUUUUCCAGGCUGUUACCAGACGGCAUGCAAAAAUUACCAAGUUCUAUUCAAGACGCUAUAAAAGACCGCGCGGAGUCCUUGUCGCAGCUAGUGGAGACUUCAAAUAAGUUUCCUGUGUUCUCGGUACCAGACACUCUGAUAUCCGGUCUGGUCCUGAUGAGUGUCGUCACCAGAGUUUUUGGCAUAUUCAAGGCUGUACCCAGAGCCUUGUCUCUUCUGGCGCUGGGUUUGUUAUGCUGUUCUCCAUUCGUUUUACUUGGAGUCAUUCUGCACACGAUUCUCAGUGCGGCUGAUAAGCUGCCAUCAUGGGUACGAGUGGAAGUAGGUGAAGUUUGUGGCCUCAGCUUUGCUGCCCUGGCCUGCGCCUUGUUGUUGGCGCUCAUAAUCCCUAUAGCACCGAGCGCUGCUGUACCUGUAAAAAUGGAGGACGCGAAAGCCAAAGAGUGA
This is a messenger RNA of Bipolaris zeicola 26-R-13, 906 nucleotides long. RefSeq lists its product as uncharacterized. The coding region runs from base 1 to 906 and encodes 301 amino acids. Lineage: Eukaryota; Fungi; Ascomycota; Dothideomycetes; Pleosporales; Pleosporaceae. The record is from RefSeq and is a predicted model, not a curated record. The transcript has 5 exons.